Apis cerana (Asiatic honeybee) is the source of this 8427-nucleotide messenger RNA. RefSeq names its product DNA-binding protein RFX7. Gene Ontology annotation, biological process: regulation of transcription by RNA polymerase II. Gene Ontology annotation, molecular function: DNA-binding transcription factor activity, RNA polymerase II-specific; RNA polymerase II cis-regulatory region sequence-specific DNA binding. The record is from RefSeq and is a predicted model, not a curated record. Lineage: Eukaryota; Metazoa; Arthropoda; Insecta; Hymenoptera; Apidae.
AUGAGUACUGAUAACCAUGAUCAAACGAAGCCCUGCGUCAGCAAACCAUCCGCAAGAAUCGAGCUUAAUGCCGACGAAAGUGCGUUCGACGGCAGGCGAAUUAAAAAGGAACGAACUGACGUUUCGCUUGAAAAUGGUGAUGGUAGCAUCAGUACUGGCAUUAAUGAUACCAAUAAGCAAAUACAGUCGAGUCAGCGACCGGCUGCCGGCAGAUUUUCAAACGGCUUCCACGACGACGACCUACUUCAAGAUAUCAUCGCGGCCAAGUUCACGGCCCUGGCAAAUCAUAGCACAACCACUAAGUACGACAAAAUUCGGCUCAUGAUCGAAGAUAGCAUCAGUGAUGAAUCAAAAACACGUAUUCAAGAAAUCUUUUCACAAAUUGAACAAUUGAAAAUAGAAGAAAAAUUAUUGUUGUACCUGAAGCUUCCAUUAUCAUUGACUAAUACUGGAGGAACUAUUGAUCCUUUGAGACAACCAUUAAAUCCAUUAGGGAAUCGUUAUGAAAUUCAUCAAACUAUCAUGUGGAUUAAAACACAUUUGGAAGAAGAUCCAGAUGUUUCUUUACCAAAACAAGAAGUUUAUGAUGAAUAUAAUAUGUAUUGUAUGCGAAAUUCUAUGAAACCUCUAUCAACUGCUGAUUUUGGCAAAGUUAUGAAACAAGUAUAUCCAAGAGUUCGACCACGUCGACUAGGCACACGUGGAAAUUCACGUUAUUGUUAUGCUGGAAUGCGCAAAAGAGUUAAAUUGGAUUCUCCAACAUUGCCUAAUAUAUCUGGCACUCAAACUGGUGAUGAAGUAGAUGAAAAUAUUACUGAAGAAAUGUUGGGAGCUGCAUCUACAUUGAUCAGAGAAUGGGCAGAAAGUCUCUUAGGUUUGAAAUUUCCAACUUUGAGUGCCUUAGCGCGUCAUCUUGUUGAUAAUGUGUAUGUUGAUACUCAAUCUCUAUCUGCUAUAUGCAUAUUAUGUGCUUCAGGAAAUUCUAAUGCAUCAACAAAUAAAGAGUCAAAUACAGAUAUACGUGCAACACCUAUAAGUGGAAAGUCUGGAAAGCUUAGAGAAGCACAAUUACAGUUGCAACGAAAACUACAACAGCGAGAACAUAUAAGGGAUCAAAAACACUGUCAUCUUGAUGCUAUUAUACAGAAUCAGAAUAAAGAGAAGACUGUUGAUAAUAAAACAGGGACAAAUAAAGGAAAUAAAAAAACUAAAUUCAAUCAGUCAUCUCAAGGUACAAAUGUAUCAAGUGGGCAAAAUACAUUAAAUAAAAUGAGUUCAUCUGCUGUAAUAAAUAAUCGGCAGAAGAAAAUUCUUAAAGCUAGUAGUCAGCCAUGUAACAUCUCCCUGGAAUCCAACUGUGAUAAUAUAGUGGUACAAUCAAUUGAAGAAAUACAGAAUAAUAGCAACCCUAGUGUAGUAAUGACCAACUGCGUAAAUAAACAGAGAGAUAUCAAAUCUAAAAAUUCCAGAAAGCGUGCCAAUGUAUUGAGUCAACCAUCAGAAACAAGUCCUGAGAAACAAACAAAACUUACAGAACAGCAGAUACAAGAGAAUGUAGAGCAUUCCAAUAUGUUGUUGCCUAAACUUACAUCUAUACAACGUCCCAGGAAGAUUUCAGUGAUACUAGCUGGUAAUCUGAAGCCUACCAAGUGUAAAACAAAUGAAGUUAAUAAUCAAUCUAUUAAAAACUGUGAUAAUGAAUCAACAUGUUCCAAAAGUUGCAUAAAAUUAAAUGGUUGUCGUACUAGUUUUGAGUCUAGUUCAAGUGCAACAGAGGAAUCUACAGUUUUAACUAAAGAUCAAAUUCGAUUAUUGCAAGAAAACUCAAAUCUUGCAGAUAAAACUGAAAAACUUGGCUCUAUUGAUUCGGAUGCUUUAGAUGAUUAUUUGAAUGGAGGUAACAACUCUCAAGAACAAGAGGAGGAAUUAUUACAGUAUUUUCAACAAAGCAAUUCAUCGAGUUCAGAUGUGGAAGCAAAUACCAUUACUAUUGAUGAACAAAUAUCAAGAUCUGAUAAAGUUUCUCAAUUAAGAUUAAUAUUACAACAGAAUUUAAAAGGAGGAACUGUACAUGCACCUGAUGUAUUACCUACUACUAUCAUUAGACAGAAUGUUGAAAAACGUGAAAUUACUCAAAAACAUAACUUAAUAUUACCAACUUUAUUAAACCAUUCGAAUCAAAAUAAUACCAGACGUAGAGUUAGUUUUGAAACGAAUGUUAUAGAACAUGUCCAAGAUUCGAAUACUAUUACUAAUACAGUUCCACAAAGUCCAAAUACACGUCGUCGAAUAUUUAAUUUUACACCAAUAUCACCGGGCCCACAUUCUCCUAUUAAUGGUCGCGCUUCCAAAUCUAACUCUGCAAAUGCCAGUCCAUUUGUUUCACCACGAAAUACACCUGUGCCACGUUCGAGAAGUAAUUUGCAAGCAAAUAGUUCUAGAGCUCGUGUUCAUAAAUCUUUAUCACGUUCAAUAUCUUGCAGUAUGCCUUAUACUAGUAAAAACGAUACUUUUGUUGUUCCUACAAGUGGUCCAGAAUUAGUUAGACAAGCAUCAUCUACACCACAAUUACCGUUAAUUUCUACUAAAUCAUCGGAAGUGCAAGUUGAUAGUAAUUCAACUCAAAUUUCAGUUACAAAAAGAGAAGGACAAGGAUCACAAUGUACUGCAUUUUUAUCUUCUGAUUUAGCACCUCAAAAGCAAUUACUUAUUAAUUAUCCAAGUCAAGAAAAUUUGCAAGAAAUUAAAAAUGUUUAUCAAAAAAACCAACCUGAUCAAGAAAUUAGUGAAUUAUUUCAUAAUAAUAAACAAUUUACUAAUGAACUUUAUAGAUCACAAUCAGUUCCAUUACAUAGAAUGGUUAAUCCUGCAUUGAUGUCACCUAUUUCAACACAACAUUGCUUAUCGUCUUUUCAAAGUCAAAGUUUUAAUCCAUCUACAAACAGUUCUAUAGCACCUACACCGGUACCUAGUGAAUUCAAUGAUUUUGGAUCAAUAGGGCAAUCAGAAGGACCUUCAACAUAUUUACUUGAUGAUGUUGAUCCAAAUUUUAUAUCGGAUGAUCAAAAUUUUUUAAUGAGUGAUAAAGAAAUUACACCUGAAAACAUAACAAAUAUAUUAAAUAUUUUAGAUGAAGAAGGAACUCAGAGUUUGCAAAUUAUACCAGAGCAACCUACAGAAGAAGGAUUAAUGGAAAAUAAUUCAAUAGUGCUGGAUGCUUUACCAAAUUCCAACUUAAACUUAUCAGAAGAAGAUAUGUUAGAUCCAUCAAAUGUACUUGAUAUUCCAGUAGGUGGAGCUUUACAGAAAAUAAUACAGUCACGCUCCUACCCUAAUACACCAUUACCUGUGCCAGUAUCAACAUAUACACCAUCUUAUACAGAAGAUAGUAAUGGAUCAAGAUCAUAUCCUUCCACACCAUUACAUACUGUUCAAUCACAAGAAACGUAUCAGGAAACUAAUGAACCUAUGCUUUCAAGUCCUACUUUGAACUCUUUAAAUUUGCACAAUGAAACUGCUAAUGAGUCUACUUCUAACAGUUUGUGUAGGAAUGUUGUGGAUUUGCUUGAAGCUAAUUUUCUUGGAGAAACUGAUACUGAAACAAAUGAUUUAGAUACACUUGGUAAUUUUGAUGGAUUACAAGAUGUUGAUUCAUUGACGCCUUUGUUUAAUGAAGUGACAGAGCCUAAUCGUUGAAAUAUGCAAAAUAAAUACAUGAAUUAUACAAAAAUAAUUCAUGAAUUUUUUGUGAUUUUGUAUAGUGAUCUAUCUAAAAAUGAUCUAUCAAAAGUUGAAAAAAUAAUUUUUAAAUUGUAUGCAUGACAACAUUCUAUAAUGAUAAUAAUACUUUGUAUAAAUAUUCCAUUUCAAUAUGCAAAGCAUUAUAGUGGCAAUAUAAUUAAUUAAUUAAAAAAAUCUCAGUUUUUGUGGUAAUAUCAAAUAAUUUAUAUCACAGUGAUUAUAUAAAGUUAACAUAAAGUUAAAUCAAUUUUUGUUAAAAUAAAUAUUUUAUUUUGUUUAUAUUUAUUAAAUAUGAAUUUGUCAUUUGUAACUAUUUAUCAAGAUAUUUAAAUUUUUAUUACCUAUAUAAUAUAUAAUAAGAAAAAUAUUAUCAGAAUUAAUUUAUCUUUUUAAUUGCAGUAUUGUACAAACAUAAUAAUAAAAGCAACGUAUUGGAAAAUUCAUAUAAAAAAAAUAAUUUUUAAAAAAGUUGACUACAAAAUUAUAUGUAAUUUUAAUCUAGUUAUCACUACUAUUUAUAAUUUAAAAUGAAGAAUUAUAUUCUUAGAUUUAUAUUGUUUAUUUUUUUGAAGUAAAAAAAAGUCACUGUGAUGCAAACAUAAAUUUCUCAACAUUAUAUAUUUUGGAUUUGCCACUAGUGAAAUUAAAAAGUGUAAAUGUCUUCUUCAGUGAAGUUUUAGAUAUCUUUGGUGGAACAUUAAGUUUACAAGUGUAAAAAAUAUGACAAAGAAAUUGCUCAAAUGGAGCGAUUGUCGCUGUGAAGUAUUUGAGAUUCGAAUAAGUGGAAGUUGAUUUUAUAUAAAUACUUUAUAUUCGUCGUUUCGAAACGUUUGUUUCUAAGUCAUUUAAGAACGCGUUAUUGCGACUUUGUUAUUCAAGCGUUUCUAAGAAAUAUUUACGAUCACCUGCUGGACAUUGGUGAGCUUCUUUUUACAUAACAAUCGGUAUUGAACCCAGUAUGUAAUAUGCUCUUUUUGACUAGAAAAGAAUUAGAAGAUUGUCAAAGAGCAAAUAUGUAAAUUUGUAAAUGUUUUAUUUUAUCUUAUAUUUGUACGUAUAUAUUUGUCAAAUUUAUAUUUAAUUGAUGAAACAUCACAUUUUAGAUCAGAAGUAUUCAAACUUCAUAAUAUCAUGUUAUUCAUUUUUUCAUAUUUUUUCUUUUCUUAUUAUAUAUUCUAUGUUUUUAGAUUUUAUUAUUAAUAUAUCUAUUAAACUGAAUAUUAUCAUAAGCUUUUUUUAAAUAUGAUUUCAAAUUGUUAUAUUUAAUAUUAGUUGGAUCUUUCAAAAAUUAAUUAAAAUUCAUACAAUUUGGUAAUUGAAGUUUGAGCACUUUUGUUUUAAACAAAAAAUAAAAUGAAAAAAAACUUCAAAAAAUAUAACAUUGCGUAUUUAUGAUAUGUACUGGAUUCUACAUCGAUAAUAGUGCUAAAUAAUUAUUGCAAUGGCGGGUCUUCCUGGUAUGUCGUUUUGUUCGUCAAUGAAAUCCGAAUUACCAUAAAUACACCGCCAAUUUAUAUUUUUCUAUGGCGCUCUUAAUCAAGAAUUUUAUGAAUUGGAUAGUUAUUUAAUCAAUUUUUAUUCCUAACACAUCGUGGUUACUUAGCUUUUAAAGCAGAAAAAGAUAGAUCAGUCGUAAAAAAUCCAUGUGAAAAUGGAUAUGGUACGGUCGAUCACAAUUAAAUGAAUUUUAUCACUUAAAAUUAUUUUUCAUGUCGAAGUUUUAAAUGGUGCGCUUCAUGUCGUAAAGUAUUAGAUUUUUAUAAAAAUAUUGGGUAAAUGUUAUUUACUCGCAAAUGAUCACGAAUGCACGGCAUUUGCAAGAAUUCUAUAUUAUCAUUCUAUAAAAAAAUUAUAUGGCGUUACGAAUAUAUUAACACCAUGUAAAAUAUUAUGUAGUAUGAUUUUUGUGAAAUCUUGUUCUUUGAAAGUUACUAUUACAUGACAUGUUAAUAACAUAAACCAAAUCUUAUCUUUUCAUUAAUCUUUAACUUGUUAAUAAUUAAUAAUUUACCCAUUAUUGUGACAAUAAAAAAGGAAAAAAGAAAAUAAAUUAAAAAUAAUGAUUUAUUUAUAAUUUAUAUUUUUUAUUUAAAAUAUAAACAUAGUUUAUAUGUUUUUAUUUUGUUAAUUUUUCAUUAAUAAUAUUGUAAGUUCAAAUUAUAUUUCGAAUAUUCGUUUUUGGUUUAUGUUAUUACCAUGUUAUUAAGGCACUACAUUGCUAAUACCGGUUUUUAAUCGCCAUUUCAUGAACCGUAACUAAUUAUAUGUGGGAAUCUAGAUAAUGUUAUUCAUAAUGUUAAUCAAGAAUUUGAAAUGUAAUCUGCACGUUUCUAUUAACCUUUUGAAGUAUUCAUCGAUCUAAGACAAUGAUCAGAUAGUUUGAAAAGCAACUUUUUAAAAUAUCUACGAAAAUUUUUUCAAUGAAAGUAAUCUCUCGGCAUAUCAUAACAUUUUUAAAUAACAAUUAAUAAUAAAUUAAGAAUAGAAAAUCAAAAAAAAUUUUUUGAAUAUUAUUGAAAAAACAUAAAGCAUUGUAAAGAAUAGUGCGCCAACAUAAUAAAUUUAUUUUUAUAUCUGGAUUCAAAUUAUUCAAAUGUGGAAUAAGAUCACAGAUAAAAAAAUAAAAAAAAAUACUUCAAAGAGUUAAUAAAUAUUUCUGAUAAUUACAUCACACAUUUAUAAGCAACAAGAAAACAGUUUCCCACGCAACCUGAAAUACAGUGAGAGUAACACAUUCUUUCUAUGAAAUGAGUUACAACGUAGUUUCAAAUAUUUUAAACUAUUAAAAACUAUUAAAACAACUAAUAAGACGGUAAUCAUACUGUAAGGCGAGUUGUGAAUUGUACAAAUAUAAAAAGAAACAUUCGUCGAACCAAGUAGUUAUUUGACACUAGCAAUUAACUAAAUGGACGAAGAGAAAAGAGGACUCGACCUAUUAAUUGUGAAAUGUGAAAUGAAAAAAAAAAAAAUGAUGAAAGAAAAAUUAAUGAAAAAUAUAAAUCGAGCAAGUAUAGAAAGUUAUUAAACAUAAAUAAAUAACUUUCAUUACCUUGACCAAAUGAUCGAAGAUCUUGGAAAUUUCUAUAAUAGUACAGCUAUUUAUACUCGUAAGUAAAAGAGAAUAUGUACUAUGAUAUUACUUGUUGUUGUAACGCACAAAGAUUUUAAGUAGGAAUUAUUCGAUAUUAUCGUGUAAUCAGGGUUGUCUGUGCUGUUUGACUUACGAUAUGAAUUCAUCUAGAUGCAAAUAUCGAUAUAUUUAUGAAAAAAAGAGAAACAUUUUUACAAAAUAAUUAUAAUGUGCAAUAAUUGUACUCUUUAUUUGUCAAAAAAGGAAGAAAAGAGAAAAGAAAAAAAAAUUAUAAAAUUAUCGAUUCAAAUUAACAAUACAAGAAAUUGUCAAAAUUGAUACUAGUAUCUAGAAAUCUGUAACAUAACAGCACCGAUUUAUAAAAAAGAAAAAAAAAUAAAACAACGGAAACAAAUUAUAUUGAAACAUAUAUACAUUCAUAUUUACAAGAACAGUCAAUAGAUAUAGUUAUAUUUAAAUAAUAAUAAUGAUCUUGUCUAUAUAAAACAUUUAAAUACUAUGUUAUUUCAAUAAAAAAACGAAUAUACGUUAAUGAGACAAGAUUAUUUAAAUGGGCAUAGUAUAACUAAAUCUAACUUUGCACUGUAUUUUUUCCUCCAUCGAAAAUUAAUAAUUAAAAUUAAUUAAAUUUUUUUUUAGGAUAUUUAUAUUUUUUUUAAAUAAUUUUUUAUUUAUAUAUAUUCCACCAUGUAUAAUUCAAUAAUAUAACAAAAAUUUUAUGUAAUUAUUUUUUUAUGUUGUUUAAUAUUUUUUUUCUCGAAUUGAACUAUAAAUUUCGACGGAGAAAAAAUGGAGUACAAAUAAAUAAUUAUUCGGAUAUAACAAUAUUGCAUGGGGUAGAACAGUUUUAUAGAUCAGUAAAAUAUUAUAUGUCGUAAUUGUAGAAUGCAAUAAUUUAUCAAUUAUAAUUAGGAAUACGUAGAAUGAAAUAAUUUUCAUAAAACAAGAUCCAUCGAUCAUAAGUUAACACGAAGAUAUUUUUCUCUUUUUAAUUUUUAAAAUAUGAUUCAAAUUAAUUUAAUUCGAGUUUUCUAUUCUUUAACGUCAUCAUGAAUGAAUAUUAUCCUAUACAAUCAAGUGAAAAAUACAUGAAAUAUAUUUGCACGGAAAAACCAAAAGAAAAUAUGAAUAAAAUUAAUAUUGUUUUUCGCAGAUUGAUUUUAUUAAUAAUUUAAAAGAGAAAAAAAACUCGCCUUGCUUAUUUUCCGUCAAAUAUAUUUAUAAUAUACGUAAUCUUGCCACAUUAAACGAUCUGCGUUUUGUUUCUUGUCAAAGAUUUUGUAUUACUUUCAACACUGAAAAAAAUAGACCUGGCGAUACUAUACGGCUUUACUGCCGUUUUGAGGCUUAUUGAUCUUCGAAGGAUCGUUUUUUUUGAUUCUUCAAGAUCCUUUUGCUUCGUUAUUGAAAAAAAAAAAAAAAAAAAAGAAAAAAAUAAAAAUUUCUCUACCUAUUUUGUAUGGUCGAAUGUCAGGUAGACUAAACCAAGCAAUAGGAAAACGGUAUUCCCAUUGCAUGUGCUAGUGUCACUGGCAAUUUAUUUUGCUUUGUAAAUAAAAAUUCUUUUUUAGUAAAAAAAAAAAGUGCAAAAAAAA